Prunus persica (peach) is the source of this 2142-nucleotide messenger RNA. RefSeq names its product pentatricopeptide repeat-containing protein At1g28690, mitochondrial. The transcript has a single exon. Gene Ontology annotation, molecular function: RNA binding; protein binding. Gene Ontology annotation, biological process: RNA modification. The record is from RefSeq and is a predicted model, not a curated record. Lineage: Eukaryota; Viridiplantae; Streptophyta; Magnoliopsida; Rosales; Rosaceae. Bases 458 to 2041 code for a protein of 527 amino acids.
AGACAUGAAACUAUUUAUUUAUUUUUAUUAAAGUUAGGAAGGAUGAUGGAGGAAAACUCGCACACAGUACCAUGAAGAUUUGAACUUAGCACCACUUGGGUGCCCACCAAAGAAUAAGACACGAGGCAAUCCAACCCAUUAACAAGAAAUGAAACUAUUUAUUAAAUGAUAAUAAUAUAAUAAAUUAACAAAAUUCCAUAUUAAAAAAUUUAAAAAUAAAAAACAAAACGAGAACAUGAGUCCUAUGGGAUAAAUUUUUAUUUUUUUAAAAUGUAAAUAUGAAAUACCUAAUGGGCAUCAAUCUUGGGCUAAGUGCAAAAAUUGAGCUGCGCCUUAUUAUGACACUGGGUUUUGGCCCAAAUGAAACUAAAGGGUCGAAUCCUUCCCAACUUUUUUGCAGUGCCUUCUAUGCUUAAUUUAAGACUUGAACAGCUAGUAUCAGAUCCAAAGGGCCAAAAUGAAGAAUGGGAAAGUACUCACAAGCAGACCGUCCAUGUUCUUCUCACCCCAAAACCAUACGACGCUUGUCCCACCAAAUCCAGUUUUCCCGCCAAGCUAUGUCGCUUCCCCAAUUGCCACCACUCUGGCCUCUUCUCUGCAGCACUACAUCAAUUCAGAAAACCCUUCCCAUGGCCAAAAGAUUCAUACCCAUAUUCUCAAAACUGGAUUCAGACCUAAUAUCAAUGUUUCCAUUAAACUGCUUAUACUGCACCUGAAAUGCGGUUCACUGAAAUAUGCGCGCCAAGUGUUUGAUGAAUUGCCUGCACAAACUCUGUCUGCUUAUAAUUAUUUGAUUGGUGCAUACCUCAAACGCGGGAAAGUUGAAGAAUCGCUUAACUUGGUUCGCAGACUUGUUUUUUCUGGUGAAAAGCCUGAUGGGUAUACGUUUUCUAUGGUCUUGAAAGCCUCUACUUGUGCUGGUAAUGCAGCAUUUCCAUGGAGUUUAGGAGUGGUGCAUGCCCAGAUAAUAAAAUCAGAUGUUGAGCCUGAUGAUGUUCUUUAUACUGUGCUUGUUGACUCUUACAUUAAGAAUGGGAAGGUCGGCUAUGCGAGGACUGUGUUUGAUACGAUGUUGGAAAAGAAUGUUGUAUGUUCAACAUCGAUGAUUUCCGGGUAUAUGAAUCAAGGCUCUGUGGAAGAUGCUGAAGAUAUAUUCAGGAGAACGGUUGAAAAAGAUGUUGUGGUAUUUAACGCAAUGAUUGAAGGUUAUAGCAAAUCAACUGAAUAUGCUUGGAGAUCAUUUGAAGUUUAUGUUGACAUGCAAAGGUUGAAUUUCCGACCUAAUAUCUCCACGUUUGCUAGUGCUAUUGGAGCUUGCUCGGUGUUGGCAGCAUUUGAAGUUGGCCAGCAAGUCCAAAGUCAACUUAUGAAGACCGAAUUAUUUUGGGAUAUAAAAAUGGGAAGUGCUCUUAUAGACAUGUAUUCAAAAUGUGGAAGAAUUGAGGAUGCACGGAGAAUUUUUGACCACAUGCCUCAAAAAAAUGUAUUUUCGUGGACUUCAAUGAUCGAUGGCUAUGGGAAGAAUGGAUAUCCUGAUGAAGCACUUGAGCUCUUUAGUAUAAUGCAAAGAGAACACCAAAUUGAACCCAAUUUUGUCACAUUCCUCAGUGCUUUAUCAACUUGUGGACAUGCUGGUCUGGUUGACAAGGGCCAUGAGAUAUUUGAAAGCAUGAAUAGGGACUACUUACUAAAACCAAGAAUGGAGCAUUAUGCUUGCAUGGUUGAUCUCUUGGGGCGCGCAGGAAGUUUGCAUCAAGCAUGGGAGCUGGCAAUGGGGAUGCCUGAGAAGCCCAACUCCGAUGUUUGGGCUGCUCUUCUUAGUUCAAGUACUCUACAUGGUGAUGUUGAGAUGGCAAGUAUAGCUGCCAAGGAACUUUUUAAGUUGAAUCCGGAUAGUCGGCCAGGUGCAUAUGUUGCAUUCUCUAAUACUUUGGCAGCCGCUGGGAAAUGGGACAAUGUAAGUGAGCUUAGAGAGAAAAUGAAGGUGAGAGGAAUAUCUAAAGACAUCGCCUGCAGCUGGGUUGGUACUGAUAGUGGUUGAUGAUCAGCCCUUUCCCCUGUUUUUGUAGCUCCAAAUGCUAAAAUUGAAUUGGUUCAGUGAAAACAAAAUAAAAGGUUGACAGUUGAGGACUUUAAAGCCAA